UAUCAAUUCAACACACCCACUUCGCGGAUGAAUAGCGCUGAACGUUAUUAGGGUUGUUCAAGUUCAUACCAGCAAUAACAGCUUCAUCAGCAUUAUGAGUGACCUUGGCAUGCGAGGUUUCAGAGACAAGCAGCGCACCGGCAAUGUGGAGUAUGUGCACAGACUCCGGUCCAUCGCCAGAGAGUUGGAUAAAAAACAGCGGUGUCUGGAUUUGGUGAAAGUGGGUUGUCUCAUAGUGGGAGUUAUCGGCUCUGGCCUUAUAUUUGCCGGGUUCGUGUGGACCUUUGUCAGCUACACCCAGUCACUUAACAUAACUCUGUCUGGCUCGGUCAUCGCUCUGGCUGGUAGCGCUGUCAGUUACGCCGUCAACGUUGGACGUAACCGUCACAACAACAACGCCGUUAAAGUGGCAUUGGGUGAAAUAACGUCCUUUGAAAUGAGCCAGAAUCACUUUAAGGAAAUACUGGAAUUGUUUUGUGAAAUGUCGACUGGACCAAAGAAAAAGUAUCCAUUUCAGUAUACCCUGUUGACUUUGUUGCCUGUCAUAUCGCUUCUGAACAGCAUCCACGAUUUAAAGUACACGGCGUCCAAAUGUACUGGUGUUGCGGACAACUUGGAAUAUAAAGACAAAUUUGACGGCUUGUCUGCGUUUGGGAAAGGUAUGGAGAUUGUAGACGUUGCUGUAGCUGUAAUAGGACUGUGUGCGAACACAGGCGGUCUCAUCUACUACUGCUACAAGACGUAUAGAUACAGAGAGGCUCGGGUGCCCGGUAUUAUCAGGGAUGUAGCCACGUCAUUCUACUACUGAACUUCAGAGAGGCGACCCACACCAGGGAAACAGGGACAUCAUGUGUUUGAUCUUUACAACAUCGGUUUGGAGGAUGACAUUGUGUCAUGUUUAUCAUCAAAACUGGCUUCGUAAAAACAUGUUUUAAAUUCGAGGGUAGGUUCCAAAUGAUGUUUUAUCUUUGCAUCCACACUACUGACAUUGCAUAUCUGAUCAUGCAGUAUUCACGAAGCUUGCAUUUGAACUGAAAUGGUAGUAUAGUAACGGGCAAUGAGGGCGAGUGGCGGGUGUGUUGCAGAUCUUUGGCGUUCACGGUAUGUCAUGUAUUGCAUUGAACAAAGCUACGUGUCCGUUUGGACGACAGAGAUGUGGAUCAUCACUACUUUCUCAUCUAGCCGCCACCAAACACGUUUGCCCGUAUGUGCAAUGCCAUAAACGUCUCAUAACGACCUCCAUAAAUUCUGACUUACGCACGCAAUAAGCUUACAUGCUGUGAUAUAACUGUAAUGUUCAAAAUUGAGUUAAAUCCAAGUUGCUUACUGUCUCUCAUUCACAAUUAACCCCGUUCGCUCUUCAAAAAUUCUCCAAGAUAUAUAUCCCUCAACUUCUGGAUGCCGUUGUUCAUAAAAUAACCUCAGCGCUACAAUAAUCGUAAGCCUAUGUUAACGUAUGGAAGUUUCGAUCACCUCAGCGCUGAGAACUCUUUGUGCAACCGCACCCCGUUGUGCCGACACGCGCGCAGUUAGGAGCCAAUGCUCCCCAUGUCUGUGUUGUGUGACGUUACUGCGCAAUACUUCAAUGCGUUGACGUUUUACAUUUACAUGACACAUUGUUACUAUUCUCCCAAUCAACACUUGAAUACGAAUAAGUAGUAUAGUAACGUUAAUUAUCAGUUGUGUGUUUAAAGCAGUAAUAUAUGUCAACUGUGAAUACCAUUACAUUUCUAACAUGAUUAAAUCUGACAUUGCUUGUAACUAUGCAUAAAGAUUGCAUUGAAAAUAU
Messenger RNA from Haliotis rufescens (red abalone), 1789 nucleotides. RefSeq lists its product as uncharacterized. The record is from RefSeq and is a predicted model, not a curated record. NCBI's taxonomy places the organism in Eukaryota, Metazoa, Mollusca, Gastropoda, Lepetellida, Haliotidae. Bases 95 to 808 code for a protein of 237 amino acids. The transcript is spliced from 2 exons.